AUGGACCUCGAUAUUCAAGAUGAUGGAUCAAAGCAAAUUACAUUAUGGGCAAGAAAUCCAAUUCCAUCAGAUUUUUCGCCAAAAAAAGACUCAUUAAUAUUUCAACAAUUAGAAGUAGAUUAUGCCGAAAUUAAAGAACCAGUACCAGGUAUGCCAGGUCCCUCUGUUGGUCCAUUACCAGUGGUCCGUUUAUUUGGUGUUACUAAAAACGGUAAUAGUGUAUUGUGUAAAGUUCAUGGUUUUUUACCAUACUUUUUUAUUAGCUGUCCACCUAAUUUUACACAAUCCGAUUGUAAAUCUUUUAAAAAAGCUUUAAAUGUAAAUAUUAAAGUUGAAGAUAUUGUCAUCUCAAUUAGAAUUGUCCAAAAGAAAUCAAUUAUGGGUUAUAAUCCAAAUCCUUUAACAGACUUUAUUGAGAUUACAUUAAUUCUACCAAAAUUCGUUACAAGAUGCAGAGAUAUUCUCGAAACAGGUAAACAUCGUUUUGAAAUUCCAGGUCAGCCAUUUAGACAAUAUCAAACCUACGAAUCAAAUAUACCAUUUGCUUUAAGAUUUUUAAUUGACAAAAAAAUUCCAGGUUGUAGUUGGAUUGAAUUACCAGCAAAUAAAUAUCAAUUUUCAGAAAAUCAAGUCUCAACAUGUCAAAUUGAAGUUGAUAUCUCAAAUAAGGAGUUAUUAAAUUAUAGUGAUGAAUCAUUUGCACCAUUUAGAAUUUUAUCAUUCGAUAUUGAAUGUGCAGGUAGAAAAGGUUUUUUCCCAGAACCAGAAAAAGAUCCAGUCAUUCAAAUUGCAAAUAUUGUAAAGAAUCAAGGUGAAAGUGAGCCAUUCAUUAAAAAUAUUUUUACAUUAAAAGGUUGUUCAAGUAUUGUAGGUGCUCACGUUAUCUCACAUAAAUGCGAAAAAGAUAUGUUAAAAGAGUGGAGAAAAUUUUUAAUCAAGGUCGAUCCAGAUAUAAUCAUUGGUUACAAUAUUGCAAAUUUCGAUCUUCCAUACUUAAUUAGUAGAGCUAGAACAUUAAAGAUCCCAGAGUUUGCACUUUUAAGUAGAAUUAAAACAACUAUCUCCAAAAUCAAAUCAACUCAUUUCUCUAGCAGCAACUUGGGUACCCGUGAAAGUAAAGAAGUAUCAAUGCCAGGUAGAACUCAAUUUGAUUUAAUGCAGGCCAUUCAAAGAGAUCACAAAUUAAGUAGCUAUUCUCUCAAUAAUGUAUCAGCACACUUUUUAAAGGAACAAAAAGAAGAUGUUCAUUUCUCCAUUAUUUCAGAUCUUCAAAAUGGUACCGAUGAUGAUCGUCGUCGUUUAGCUGUAUAUUGCAUUAAAGAUGCUGCUCUCCCAAUGAAACUUUUAGAUAAAUUAAUGCUUCUUAUCAACUAUACUGAAAUGGCACGUGUUACUGGUGUUCCAUUAUCUUAUCUUUUGGGCCGUGGUGAAGGUGUUAAAGUUUUAUCACAAUUGUAUAGAAAAGCUAUGGUCGAAGAUUUCCUUAUUCCAACUUAUAAAGUUACAGGUAAAGCUGGUGAAAAAUUCAAAGGUGCUGUUGUUAUUGAACCAAAAUGUGCAUUCUACGACACUCCAAUUGCAACUCUUGAUUUUACAUCUCUAUAUCCAUCCAUUAUGAUGGCCCAUAAUCUUUGUUAUUCAACUUUAUUACCAGCAGAAGAGGCUAAAAAACUUCCUGCUGAUGAAUAUACUGUCACUCCAUCAGGUGACCACUUUAUUCUUCCUCACAAAAAGAAAGGUUUACUCCCUAGAAUUUUAGAAGAACUUUUAUCUGCAAGAAAAAAUGCUAAAGAAUUAUUAAAAAAUGAAAAAGAUCCAUUCAAAAAAGCAGUUUUAGAUGGUAGACAAUUAGCACUUAAAAUUUCUGCAAAUUCUGUAUAUGGUUUUACUGGUGCACGUGUAGGCAAACUUCCAUGUGUUGAAAUUUCACGUAGUGUAACUUCAUUUGGUAGAGAAAUGCUUGAUACAACUAAAAAGAUCGUUGAAGAGCGUUAUACCAUCGCAAAUGGUUAUAACCAUGAUGCUGUUGUAAUUUAUGGUGAUACCGAUUCCGUAAUGGUUAAAUUUGGUGUACCAACUGUAGCCGAAGCAAUGGCAUUAGGAAGAGAAGCCUCAAAAGAAGUUACCAAGCACUUUAUUCGUCCAAUUAAUUUAGAUUUCGAAAAAGUUUAUUAUCCAUAUCUUUUAAUGGCUAAAAAGAAGUAUGCUGGUCUUUUCUGGACAAAACCAGAUAUCCACGAUAAAAUGGACGUUAAAGGUUUGGAGACUGUGCGUCGUGAUACUUGUUUAUUAGUAAGAAAUGUAGUUAGCACCAUCUUAAAGAAACUUUUAAUAGAAAAAGAUAUCAAGCAAGCAGAAGAAUACACCAAAAGUGUUAUUAGUGAUCUUUUACAAAAUCGUUUAGAUCUUUCAAUGUUGGUUAUCACCAAAGCUCUUUCAAAAUCUCAAUAUAAAGGUAGAGUUAUUCACAACGAAUUAGCCCAAAAGAUGAGAGCUAGAAAUCCUGCAACUGCCCCAAAUCUUGGUGAUCGUGUCCCAUACGUAGUUAUUCAAGGCUUAAAGGGUGCACCAAUUUAUGAAAAAGCCGAAGAUCCACUUUAUGUUUUAGAACACAACAUUCUUUUAGAUACUCAAUACUAUUUAGAUAAACAAUUAAAAGCUCCUCUUUUACGUAUUUUCAAGCCACUCUUACCAAAUCCCGAACAAAUUUUUGCUGGUGAACACACUAGAACUAUUGCUCAAUCAACCCUUUCAUCAACCAACAAUCCUUUCUUUGGUACUUUAGAAAAGAAAAAAGUCUGUAUGAGUUGUCCAAACGAAUUGACCAGCGAAGAAUCCACAGUUUGUAAAAAUUGUAAACAUAAAGAAGGUGAUCUCUAUCAAACCUCUUUAAAUAAUGUCACCAAAUUAGAAAACAAAUUUGCAGAAUCUUGGACUCAAUGUCAACGUUGUUCCGGUAGUCUUCAUCAACCCGUUUUAUGUUCAAAUCGUGAUUGUCCAAUUUUUUAUAUGAGAACUAAAGUUCAAAUCGAUUUAAUUGAAGCAAAGAAGACUUUAAAUAGAUUUAAUGUCGAAUGGUAA
Dictyostelium purpureum is the source of this 3081-nucleotide messenger RNA. RefSeq names its product DNA polymerase delta catalytic subunit. Lineage: Eukaryota; Evosea; Eumycetozoa; Dictyosteliales; Dictyosteliaceae. The record is from RefSeq and is a predicted model, not a curated record. Gene Ontology annotation, molecular function: DNA binding; nucleotide binding; 3'-5'-DNA exonuclease activity. The transcript has 4 exons. The coding region runs from base 1 to 3081 and encodes 1026 amino acids. Gene Ontology annotation, biological process: base-excision repair, gap-filling; DNA replication proofreading; DNA-templated DNA replication. Gene Ontology annotation, cellular component: delta DNA polymerase complex.